AUGCCCGGCCUUCCGGGAAAGCAGUACUAUUGUACAGCGAGGAAGAAGGCCGAGGCCUUAGCGGCAUUCAAUGCCUGGUAUGAAAGCCGGAAGGAGGACCCGUUCGACGUCGAUGCCGAAAUCCUGGCAUACUGUCAGAUGGAUGUGGAAAUUUUGGCCGCAUCAAUGAAAAAAUACAUGAUGCUGGCC
Molecule: messenger RNA, 189 nt
Organism: Auanema sp. JU1783
Lineage: Eukaryota; Metazoa; Nematoda; Chromadorea; Rhabditida; Rhabditidae
Source: the annotation of a GenBank genome assembly